Molecule: messenger RNA, 936 nt
Organism: Physeter macrocephalus (sperm whale)
Lineage: Eukaryota; Metazoa; Chordata; Mammalia; Artiodactyla; Physeteridae
Product: olfactory receptor 481-like
Biological process (GO): sensory perception of smell; G protein-coupled receptor signaling pathway
Cellular component (GO): membrane
Molecular function (GO): odorant binding; olfactory receptor activity
Source: RefSeq, a predicted model, not a curated record
AUGGAGACUGCAAACCAUACAACAGUGACAGAGUUCAUUAUUUUGGGAUUAACAGAUAAUCCCACACUAUGUGCCAUCUUCUUUGAGAUUUUUCUAGGGGUUUAUAUAGUUACCGUAGUGGGAAAUAUCAGCAUAAUCAUCUUAAUCCGAAGUAGCCCACAGCUUCCCAUGUCUAUGUACCUUUUCCUCAGCCAUUUGGCCUUUGUAGACAUUGGGUAUUCCACAUCAGUCACACCAAUCAUGCUGAUGAGUUUCUUAAGAGAGAGAACUGCCAUCCCAGUCACUGGCUGUAUAGCUCAGCUUGGCUCUGAUGUCACCUUUGGGACUACAGAGUGCUUCCUGCUGGCCACCAUUGCCUACAAUCACUAUGGGUCCAUUUGCUCUCCCCUGCUCUACUCCACCCACAUGUCCCCAGUGGUCUGCUUCUUCCUGUUUGAGGCCUCCUACUUGGGUGGAUGCAUAAAUGCUUCUUCAUUUACAGGCUGUUUGAUGAAUCUCUCCUUCUGAGGACCAAAUAAAACGAACCAUUUUUUCCGCGAUCUUCCACUCUUGAAGCUUUCUUGCGGCCAUGUUUCUAUUGCUGAAAUAUCUCCUGCCAUCUCUUCUGCAUCAGUCCUCAUAAGCACACUGUUUACCAUAAUCGUGUCCUACAGCUACAUCCUCCACUCAAUCCUGAAGAUGCACUCUACUGAGGGGAGGAAGAAGGCUUUCUCUACCUGCAUUUCCCACCUCACUGCAGUCACUUUGUUUUACGGGACAGUUUUGUAUGUUUACAUAAUGCCCAAAUCGAGCUAUUCAGCUGAUCAGGUCAAAGUGGCAUCUGUAAUCUACAUAGUGGUGGUUCCCAUGCUGAACCCCUUCAUCUGCAGUCUGAGGAACAAGGAGGUGAAAGAGGCUAUGAGAAAACUAAUGGCUAGAGCACAUUGGUUUUCCUGA